Ostrea edulis (European flat oyster) is the source of this 2533-nucleotide messenger RNA. Its product is annotated as inositol-3-phosphate synthase 1-A-like. Gene Ontology annotation, biological process: inositol biosynthetic process; phospholipid biosynthetic process. Gene Ontology annotation, cellular component: cytoplasm. Gene Ontology annotation, molecular function: inositol-3-phosphate synthase activity. The coding region runs from base 441 to 2123 and encodes 560 amino acids. NCBI's taxonomy places the organism in Eukaryota, Metazoa, Mollusca, Bivalvia, Ostreida, Ostreidae. The transcript has 4 exons. The record is from RefSeq and is a predicted model, not a curated record.
GGAAGCGAACACGGACUGAGUAAGUAAGUAAAUAUUCGACAGACUGUGAAGUAAAAUAAUAAGUAUGUCAUAUUUUGUACGUAUUAUGCAUCUUUUCGAGUCGAAUCAAUUUAAGAUAAAGCAUAAGAAAAUCAAUCGUGAUGUAUCGAUUUGUGUAGUUGUUAUAGUACUUGUUAGUCACUAAGCUGAAUGUUGUAUACUAACACGAACGAAUCGACAACCAAAACGAGGUUAAAGUAGAAAGAAUUCAAAAGUAUCGGACGUUUUUGAUCUCAGAGGAUUUUAUUUUUAAAUCUAACUGUAUAACAAUCAAAAGAGCUAUAUGUACAUUGUACUCAGUAUUAAUUUUGUUUUUGUUAAGUUUGUUGAUCCAAGUCUCUGGUUUGUAAACACUUGUGGAUUUCUGUACUUUUCUUCUCUCUGUGAGUAUAUGCACUUACAUGUUACUAGUAUAUAAUGACUUUUUCCAGCUAUUUAAACACGAGAAACAGCAAUUCGAAAUGACAACUGUUGAAGUACAAAGUCCAGAUGUGUCCUACACAUCCGACUUUAUUCAAUCCAACUACACCUACCAUACCACCAAAGUACACACGGAUGCCACAGGAACUACCAUCGCCACCCCUGUCUCCACCAAGUAUUUGUUUCGAACACAGCGACAUGUUCCCAAACUCGGCGUCAUGCUGGUAGGAUGGGGUGGAAACAAUGGUUCAACGGUGACCGCGGCCAUCCUGGCCAACAAGCACAAAAUGGAGUGGCCCACCAAGGAAGGUGUACAGACGGCUAAUUACUUUGGUUCCGUCACACAGGCCAGUACAGUUUUUCUAGGGACUGGUCCUGAAGGGGAAGUCUAUGUGCCACUGAAGUCUCUACUUCCCAUGGUUGACCCUAACGAUAUUGUCUUAGACGGAUGGGACAUUUCAUCGAAGAAUCUAGCAGAUGCAAUGGAGAGAGCCAGAGUACUCGAUUACAACCUACAAACUCAACUAAAACCGUACAUGGAGAAUUUUAAGCCCCGACCUUCAAUAUAUAUACCAGAGUUCAUCGCUGCCAACCAGGCUGAUCGAGCAGAUAAUGUAUUAACUGGUACUAAGCAAGAAAUGAUGACAAAAAUCCGAGAGGACAUUAGAGAGUUCAAAAAAUCUAGCUCUGUCGACAAAGUAAUCGUUUUGUGGACUGCAAACACCGAACGAUUUUCUGAAGUAAUACCAGGUGUGAAUGACACUGCAGAAAAUUUGUUUAACAGCAUUCGGGAAAAUGAAAGUGAAGUUUCACCUUCAACUUUAUUUGCAGUUGCAUCCAUUCUGGAAGGUGUAACCUUUAUCAACGGCUCGCCUCAGAAUACAUUUGUGCCAGGAUGUUUGGAUUUGGCCGAGAAGAAAGGAGUGUUUAUUGGUGGGGACGAUUUCAAAUCGGGCCAAACCAAGUUGAAAUCUGUUUUGGUCGACUUUUUGGUCAGUGCUGGAAUCAAACCACAAUCAAUCGUGAGCUACAACCACCUAGGGAACAACGAUGGUAAAAAUUUGUCAGCUCCUCAGACCUUUCGUUCUAAAGAGAUUUCCAAAAGCAAUGUUGUAGACGACAUGGUAGAAUCGAACAGGAUAUUGUACGACAAAGGCGAGACCCCAGAUCACUGUGUAGUCAUCAAGUACGUCCCCCAUGUCGGCGACAGUAAGCGGGCCAUGGACGAAUACACCUCCGAAAUCAUGAUGGGUGGGACCAACACAAUCGUCAUCCAUAACACUUGUGAGGACUCUUUACUGGCCAGUCCACUCAUCAUUGACCUUAUAGUUUUAGCAGAGCUAUGUGAGAGAAUUCAGUUCAAAGUCGAGAAUGAGUCAAACUUUCAGAAGUUCAACUCCGUGCUGUCCAUUCUGAGUUACCUCUGUAAAGCUCCAUUGGUCCCAAGAGGGACACCAGUCAUCAAUGCCCUGUUCCGACAGAGAUGCUGUAUUGAGAAUAUUCUGAGAGCUUGUAUUGGACUUGCACCGAUCAACCACAUGCUAUUAGAAUACAAACUUCAAAGGCCAGAGACGACCGUCCCCGCCAAGAGUAAACCGUCCACGAAAGCCAAAGUGAACGACAAGGACAUUAGCGACAGUGAUGAUACGGACUGCGAGAAAUGACCUCACUGAAGGAUAGUGGACUCAAUCAAAACUUCUCUCCAGCAGAUUGUCAAUAGAUAGUUAGGUCGCUAAUUAAUUCUGAUUUAUGUUCAAGCAUACAAAAUUCGACAUAUAUCUAAUAGUGAUACAGAUUACAUUACAAGCAGUGGCUGGUGAUUUGGCAAUAAUGUAAGCAACAUUCAUGAAAAGUAUCACCAUUUUCCGUCCAACCCUUUUCUUUUGAAAAUGAAUCAAAUAUUUCAUUUGAACUAACGUUGAAAUACAAUUAUUAUUUGCCGUAAAUGAACUGAUAAUUUUGCAUAGACUACACACUGAUGUGAUAAGGUCCAUGUUUCAAACAGUCCAUAUUUCAUAUCAGUAUACAAGAUGUCUAUUAUACUUCAUAUAGCGAGUAAAAUGUUGAAAUGUUU